Molecule: messenger RNA, 1376 nt
Organism: Penaeus indicus
Lineage: Eukaryota; Metazoa; Arthropoda; Malacostraca; Decapoda; Penaeidae
Exons: 9
Coding region: 62-1333 (423 amino acids)
Source: RefSeq, a predicted model, not a curated record
CACCACGACAUGAUUUGGGUAAGAAAUUUGACAGAAAUAUUGAAGCUGCGUUGCUGACGGGAUGGGACUGAGCAGGCUAUUGUGUUUCCUGGCUGUUGUCGCCGGACUCCAGGCAGGUGCGCCCGCCGUCAGGAAUGUCAUCGACGACCAGAUCAUCGCCGCCCUCGAGAACUUCAGGGCCCACAUGCUGGACGGAUGGCCCGAGCUGGGGAUUCCGCCUCUGGAUCCGAUGCUUCUGCCGGAAGUCAAUAUUAACGUGACUUCCGGGACCACGCACCUGCAUGGUUUUCUCACCAACCUGACCAUCAACCAACUGUCGACCUUCACCAUCGACACCGUGCACAGCAACAUCCUCUUCUUCACCGUCGACGUCUCCUUAGGUCUCCCGAUGCUCGACUUCGCUGGUAGCUAUGACGUCGGGGGCGCCAUCGACGUCCUCCCGAUCUAUGGCACAGGACCCUUCUGGAUGGACGCUUUCGGCCUGAAGAUGUCGAUCGCGAUCAAGCUGGGAGAAACUGAAGUCGGUUUCGGGGUUUCAAAUCUGGACCUGAGCUUCGAUGUGAAUUCUACCGAUAUCCACUUCGAGAACAUCAUGGGCGGAGGAGACAUGGAGGACUUCGUCAACGGCGUCCUCAGUUCCCUGGGACCCGACAUCCUGAAGGAGUUGGAAAAAGUCUACGUGCCGUGGCUGGAGGAGGCACUGAGGAAGGAGAUUAAUGAUGUCCUACACGGAAGUUCAAGAGAUUCAAAAGACGAGACAGUUAAUGAUUUCUUCGACCUCCUCUUCGCCAACAUGAGACAGAGCAUCAUAGAAAACGGACAAGAUCCCCUUUCUCUCCCGAGUGAUAGGGAUAACUUUACUGUUUUGCUUUUCAACACGACAAUGGACGGCGAAAUGAGUAUUAGCGGAGGUCAUCUCGCCGGCCUGUCCACUGUGCACAGGGCGGGCAACAUGACCCUUCUGUACGUGGGCGAGCAGGACGAAGUCGUUUGGGGGGGAGAGGUGGGACUCAUUGACCUGGAGGCGGACUACACCUUCGGCCUCGUCCUCGCUCUCUUCGGCAAGGACCUCGGGCUCUCUCUCAAGAUGUCCUACGUGCAUCUGAGCUUCGAAACGGACGUCUUCCUUCAUCAGGCGAAUGUGACUUUCGCGCACUGCAAUAUCACCGAACUCGGCCCUCUACAUUUCAAGGAAAAGGGGGCGGGGCCUUUGGACACGCCCCUUUACAACAUCCUCGCCAACACCCUCCUCGGCGAACUGAAGGGCCUCGUCACGUCGGCCGUGGAGGGCGUCAUCUGCUCUCUCCUGGAGGGCGCCUUUGCCUCGUCGUGAGCGAGGGGGUGAGGGAAGGAAGGGAGAAGGAAGGAGGGGAGGA